CACGCCGCCUCUGUUUUUGUUUAAAAGAAGGAAAAGCAAAAUUUCCUCGGAAACCCGGUUUUCCUCUUCAAAGACGUUUCUCUCCCUCUCUUUCCUCUUUCUUUCUCUUAUCAAAAUCUUUGUGUUCAUAACACCAAAAUCUUUGUGUGUUCUUUAGAUCUAACACACACAUAUUAUAUGUAUAUGUACAUGUAUAUGCUUAUCUAAAUAUACGAAACGCGUUUGUAGAGACAGUGGAUCUGUUUGUUUGCGCUCUUGAAAUCCGAUAAUGGACAAUGAGGAUAUUGAAGGCCGAGAUGAAGAAUUCCUGUCGCGGAUGCCUGGCGGUCGCAAAUACCGGCAGGUGGUGGCCAAUGACCAGACCGUCCUUGAGAUGUCGACGAUCGAUCCUGGACCCUCCUCCUCCUCCUCCUCCGAGAUUCAUCAAACUUCUUUCAAGAAAAUAAAAGUAGGCAGGCAAGCCAACAUGGACCCUGACGCAAGAGAAGGCUCUAUGCCUCCGAAUGCAGGAGCUAAUCGCCCGCAUAGGGAGUCCAAGUUGGAGCUAUUUGGCUUCGAUUCUCUUGUCAACAUUCUUGGUCUCAAGAGUAUGACAGAGGAACAAAUUGCUGCACCUUCUAGUCCUAGAGAUGGUGAAGAUAUUACCAUCACUGAUGGCCGUCUGAAGGGUAAUGAUCUCAAACUGGGAACAAUGAUGGGUGUAUUUGUCCCAUGCUUGCAGAACAUAAUGGGAAUCAUAUAUUAUAUUCGAUUUUCUUGGAUUGUUGGCAUGGCUGGCAUUGGUGAAUCACUACUGUUGGUAGCAUUCUGUGGCUUAUGUACUUUUCUUACUGGGAUUUCUCUAAGUGCUAUUGCGACUAAUGGUGCCAUGAAGGGUGGGGGACCAUAUUAUCUCAUUGGUCGUGCCCUUGGCCCAGAGGUUGGCGUGAGCAUUGGAUUAUGUUUCUUCCUUGGAAAUGCGGUUGCUGGAGCUCUUUAUGUGCUGGGAGCUGUGGAAACCUUCUUAAAAGCUGUGCCUGCUGCUGGGAUAUUUAGAGAGACCAUCACAAAGGUUAAUGGCACGGUAACUCCAGAACCCAUACAAAGUCCAAGUUCACAUGAUCUACAAAUUUAUGGGAUUGUUGUGACUAUCCUCCUGUGCUUUAUCGUGUUUGGUGGUGUGAAAAUGAUCAAUCGGGUUGCACCUGCUUUUCUCAUUCCAGUUUUGUUCUCUCUUUUUUGCAUAUUUGUUGGGGGCUUUUUAGCAGGGACGGAUAAGCCAUCAGCUGGAAUAACGGGCUUAAGUAUUACAAGUUUUAAAGAAAAUUGGAGUCCGGAUUAUCAGACUACCAAUAAUGCUGGAAUCCCUGAUCCUGAUGGAAAAUCACACUGGAAUUUCAAUGCCUUGGUUGGUCUCUUUUUUCCUGCUGUAACUGGAAUUAUGGCAGGUUCAAAUCGAUCAGCCUCACUUAAAGACACCCAACGUUCAAUUCCCGUUGGAACAUUAGCUGCAACACUUACUACCACUGCCCUAUACAUCAUAUCAGUGUUCUUUUUUGGAGCACUUGCAACCAGAGAAAAGCUUUUGACGGACAGGCUACUUACAGCAACAGUUGCAUGGCCUUUCCCUGCUGUUGUUUAUAUUGGAAUCAUCCUUUCAACUUUAGGAGCAGCUCUUCAAAGCUUGACAGGUGCCCCACGCCUGCUCGCUGCAAUAGCCAAUGACGAUAUUCUUCCUAUUCUUAAUUAUUUCAAAGUCGCAGAUGGGAAUGAGCCUUAUAUUGCUACCAUGUUUACUUCGUUCAUCUGCAUUGGGUGUGUCAUUAUUGGGAAUCUAGAUCUUAUCACACCUACUAUAACAAUGUUUUUCCUGUUAUGUUAUGCGGGUGUGAACUUGUCUUGCUUCCUUUUGGAUCUUCUUGAUGCUCCCAGUUGGCGUCCUCGCUGGAAGUUUCACCACUGGAGCCUCUCUCUUCUUGGAGCAUCACUUUGUAUAGUGAUCAUGUUCUUGAUCUCGUGGUCAUUCACUGUUGUAUCUCUGGCCCUUGCAAGCCUUAUGUACUAUUAUGUGAGCAUCAAAGGAAAGGCUGGGGACUGGGGCGAUGGGUUCAAAAGUGCAUACUUUCAACUAGCCCUUCGCAGUCUUCGAUCCCUGGGAGCAAACCAAGUGCACCCGAAGAAUUGGUAUCCAAUCCCCCUUGUAUUCUGUCGUCCAUGGGGAAAGCUGCCAGAAAAUGUUCCAUGCCACCCAAAACUUGCUGAUUUUGCGAACUGUAUGAAGAAAAAAGGCCGUGGGAUGUCCAUAUUCGUUUCUAUACUUGAUGGAGACUACCACGAACUUGCUGAAGAUGCCAAGACAGCCUGCAAGCAGCUAAGUACCUACAUUGACUAUAAGCGUUGUGAAGGUGUAGCAGAAAUAGUUGUAGCCCCUAAUAUGUCUGAAGGCUUCCGUGGUAUUGUUCAGACCAUGGGCCUGGGCAAUCUCAAGCCUAACAUUGUUGUGAUGCGUUAUCCAGAAAUAUGGCGUCGUGAAAAUUUAACCGAAAUCCCGGCCACCUUUGUUGACAUCAUUAAUGACUGCAUAAUUGCAAACAAGGCUGUUGUAAUUGUCAAGGGACUUGACGAAUGGCCCAAUGAGUAUCAAAGACAGUAUGGUACCAUUGAUUUGUAUUGGAUUGUGAGAGACGGUGGUCUUAUGCUUCUCCUUUCUCAGCUUCUUCUUACCAAGGAGAGUUUUGAGAGUAGUAAGAUUCAAGUGUUUUGCAUUGCAGAGGAGGAUUCAGAUGCAGAGGGGCUCAAGGCUGAUGUGAAGAAGUUUCUGUAUGACCUUCGGAUGCAGGCUGAAGUUAUUGUUGUGACAAUGAAAUCAUGGGAUGUUCAAGCUGAGGGCGGAUCUCCAUCAGAUGAUUCACUGGAAGCGUUCAGUGGUGCUCGUAAACGGAUUGCUGAUUACUUGGUUGACAUGAAGGAGGCAGCACAGAGAGAUGGUACUCCAUUGAUGGCCGAUGGAAAGCCUGUGGUGGUGAAUGAGCAACAGGUGGAGAAGUUUCUUUACACAACUUUGAAGUUGAACUCAACAAUACUUAAAUAUUCAAGAAUGGCUGCAGUUGUGCUUGUGAGUCUACCACCGCCGCCGGUUAAUCAUCCAUCGUACUUUUACAUGGAGUACAUGGACCUAUUGGUAGAAAACGUACAAAGGCUGUUGAUUGUGAGAGGAUACCGAAGAGAGGUUGUAACUCUGUUCACGUAGUUGUCAGCAUUCACGCAUUGUUCAUAUUGUUUACAAACCACCCCCCUCCUGCGCUUCCCUUCUGUUUUCAUUUUUCCCCCCUUCUCCAAUCCAGCAUUUUGUUGUUUUGUUGACUAGCUUUUAUAGAAAAUUUUAUGUUAUACAGAUCUAAUCACAUAGAUAAUUGCUUUGAUGUUUGGGUGAUGAAA
Molecule: messenger RNA, 3417 nt
Organism: Tripterygium wilfordii
Lineage: Eukaryota; Viridiplantae; Streptophyta; Magnoliopsida; Celastrales; Celastraceae
Product: cation-chloride cotransporter 1
Exons: 13
Coding region: 269-3229 (986 amino acids)
Biological process (GO): monoatomic ion transport; transmembrane transport
Cellular component (GO): membrane
Molecular function (GO): chloride:monoatomic cation symporter activity
Source: RefSeq, a predicted model, not a curated record